UUGCAUGCUGGGAAAUUUUUUGCACAUGUGAUUUGAAAUGUUUGUGUAGCAAAUAAGAAGGAAGUAUUUAUUAUACUACAGCAAGGAAUGGUUUAAAAGGAACAAGAGUGCACUGAAUAUUAGAUAAGUAAUUAUAGUGUUGCCGUUAUCGUUCAUUUUACAAGGUAUAGAAUCCUUUUAAAAUGUCAUAAGUUUUCACAACCCUGAAGAAAGGUGAAGUGGAGACACAUGAGGCUUUUAGGAAACAUUUUGAUGAACAGGUAUCAUUGUAUAAGUUAAUCAACGUGAUAACAUUGGUAGAGUUAUCAGGGAAGGAGAAAGUUAUCGGGGAUGCUUACAUCGACAACGUGCUCAAAUAUAACUCUCAGGAUGUCACCUAUGUUACAUUCGAUUUCCACGAAUAUUGCCGUGGAAUGAAGUUUGAGAAUGUGUCUGUGUUGACAACGGGGAUUAAAGAUAUCAUUAAACACAUGCGAUAUUGCUGGGUUGACAGGAAAGGUAUGAUCUGUGAACAGAGGGGAGUUUUCCGAGUCAAUUGCGUGGAUUGCCUAGAUCGUACAAAUGUUGUUCAGACAGCCAUUGCAAGAAUUGUCAUGGAAACGCAGUGCCGGAAACUAGGACUACUUGCACCAGACGAGAAUCUUCCAGAAAACUGCCGAAAGAUUUUCCAGCAAUUGUGGGCAAAUACUGGAGAUGCCAUUAGCAAGCAGUAUGCUGGCACAGCCGCCCUAAAGGGAGAUUUUACAAGGACUGGAGAGAGGAAGAUCACAGGCAUGAUGAAAGAUGGAGUUAACUCAGCUAACAGGUACUACUUGCGUUUCAAGGACACAUACAGACAGGCAGCUAUAGAUGUGACCCAUGGACAGCCGGUAUCCGAGGACAUUCUGUCUGGUCGACUCCGGGUACCAGAAGAUGAUGUACGAGAGAUGUUAGAGAAGGAGGAAAAUGUUAAACAGUUGAUUGAGGAUUGUAAGAAGAUGUUGAUAGUGGAACCUGAGGAAUGUCUCGGUGGAUGGGGACUGAUUAAUGCAGAUCCAGUUACUGGUGACUCAGACAGACAAGAGAUUGAUAUUAUAUUAUUGCUCAGUCAGAGAGCAGUAUAUGUAGCCUGGUAUGAUGAUGAGGAAGAACAGGUGAAUGAAUAUCAAAGGAUCUUCUUGGAGGACAUAGAGAAACUCGAAAUUGGGGCAGAACACUCUCUGAUCAGGACAAAGUCUAUAGUGAUGCGUCUGUACUACCGACAUUAUGCAGACGAGGGAUUCUUCCAUACGUUUAAGGCCCCUGGCACGAGAUUGUUCAACAACCUUGUUAUACCUGUGAAGACACAGGAUGAAGCAAAAGAACAACUACGAGUGGUGUGUGAGGCAUUUGCAGCUGCCCAGAAUCUUCUCAAACUGGAGCUUACUAUAGAAGAGAAAACUAAACUAGAGAAGAGGAAGACACAUUCUCACCCAGAAGUGAUGGACAUUCACCAGCAGCUACAGGAGAACUCUCUCUCCCAGAUCAAACUUCCACGUGACAUUUCUAGUACAGACAUUCCCUCCCAGCCUGAUUCCAAUACCUCCUCUCCAAGAAUGAGACACAGACUGUCACCCCUUCUGUAUGCUAAAAAUUCUUCACAAACCCAGAACCAGUCUAGUCCACAAGAAAGUCAAGAUCAAGUCUCUGGUUCAAAAAGAAGCCAUCAAAUUGGACCAUAUGUGAAUGCUAAAGCAGCAAUGGUCAAGUCUUGGAUGCCAAAAUUAAACAAACCUACUGCAGGAAGCGUAGAAUUAUCAGUUCCAAAAUUAAACAUAAAAUCACUUAAUUUGGUCGGCAAGUUGAAAACUGGCAGAGAAGAUGCAAGCCGUCUGUUUUCUAAGGUGCCUGGUACUAGCAUCUUCUACAAGAAAGAUAAAAGAACAUCAGACACAGUUGAUGAACCAGAUGUGUUCAUUAAUGUUGACAAUACAAUGAAAGCUCCACAAAGAACCCAAAGUGACAGAAAAAGAACUUUCAGUAAGGAUGACUCAUCUCUGGAUGAAUCCUUUGAAGUAACAGAAACUGAUCUUGAGAAAGAAGUAGUUCUAGACAGUUGUGGUAUCCUAGCAACAAGUGCCAAACAAAUUCUAGAAUCACCUCAAUAUUCUGUAGACGAGCCAGAUGAUAAUGUAGAAGAAGUCCAGUUAGAACUUGAAUCAUCAGUAACUGAAGUCAAAAAAGAUGAACAAGAAGAAGGGGAGAUUGUGUUUGAUAUAGGUGAACUGCAGAAAGCCGGUGAAAAUGAAACAAAGCCUACUGCGGAAGUUGGAACAAGUGAAGUAGGUGUCAGAAGAUCAGCUGCUUCAUUUAAAUGUUUUUGUAGAGAAACUGAUAGUUGUCCUCACAAAGUAAAUGAAGCACUAGAAGAUGUAUGGAUUAAAAGAACUGAUGUAAAAGCAGAUGAAGAAAAUACACCAACAAGCUUAGAUCUCAGUCUGGGACAGAAAAGAGUGAUCGACAACUCUGAGGCAGACAAAAUCCUCUCUAAAUACAGUAAAGCUAAGCAAGCCUUGUCCCACCCAAGCAUGAGGAACAGUAUGAGUGAUUCAGCAAUUGCUGGAAAAGACAUCACUGUAGCCUUCACCAAUGUGGCAGAUGAUGCUGAAAGUCCAAAGGCUGUUCUAGAGUAUGAUUUUGAAGCAAAUCCUAAACUUCAGAAGAAAUUGCCAAAUUUACUACAAAGUACGAAAAUGCCGAGAAAGUCUCACCGAAUCUAUGAAAGUCUGAAACAGCAUAUUGAAAAACAGUUGUGUGACCAAACUUGUCAAUCCACUAUUAUAUUCAUAUAAAGGUAAAAGUAAGUAGAAAGUUAGGGAACAACCCACAUAAAGGUAUGCCUUAACCCGUCAAAUAUUGACUUGUUUGAUUUGUUUUUCUUUUAAACUGAUAAGGAGAUUGAGCAUUGUACUUUUUGCAGUAUACAGACAUUGAUAUAUGAACCUACUGUAAAAUCAUUAAUAUUCAUGGAUGUCUAUUUUUGUAGAUUUCAUGUUGGUACUAAUCCCAAUGAACACGUAAAAUUUCUAUUCCUUGUGUCUUCAACCUUGAAACCUGCAAAUAUUUAUCCCCACAAAAUGGCCCUUUUGGCCAAAACCAAAUACAAACAAACUUAUGUCCAUGAAAUGAAAUGAUUUUACAGUAUGAGAGAGAGUUAAUGGUGUCAAAUUUUGUGCAUGACGUUUGGGUUCAUUAUUAGUCGGAUAAAUGUAGUUUAGCAUAAUUGUGAUAAUAUUUCUGUGAGCAUGUUAGAAUGAAAAUCAUCAAGGAACUUGCAUGGUCUAUGGCCUGAUAUACCAUAAUGCAUCUUCCAUAUGCUUAUUUAAUCACCAAAGCUGCAUCUUUCUUGGUUAUUACCUGUGUAUCUAAACUCUGACCCGUGGUAUAUCAGAUGAUAAACUAUGCCAAGACAUAUUGAUAGUCUCAUCACUCCUUGAACAUACACAUUCCUUAUACACUAUGCCAUUGUUUUUCACAUUGUUCCAUAAUGAUACCAUUUGUAUCAGUUUUUAUUUUACAUUUCACAAUGUCAUAUAGAUUAUAUUAGGUUGUUUAUUCAUUGCACAAUUUUUUCUUGCUCAUUAUAUGGCUUACAUACAUAGAAAUAUAUUUAACCAGUAUUUGUAGAAAUAAGUUAACCUAUGUAUAGAAAUAUGUUAUUUGUUGUAAAUACAUUUUUACUUUGAAUUUCAGGUUUACUUGAACCAUUUCUGUGUGUUCAUAGAAGCAUUGCAAACUUUACACAAAUGUCUUUCGUUAUAUUCACUUUAUAUUAAAUGAUUUACAAGACUAAGUAGUGAAACUACACAUUUAUAGGUGUGUUGUUUUUUGAACUGUUGUAUAGUAAUUGUUGUUGUUGACUUAUUGUCAAGAGGAGACCUCUACCUCAAUAUCUAACAGCUUCAACCAAUAACGUGUUAGAAAUUAAUGGAAAUGUAUCUUAGCAGGGUCUUCUUGUUUAACCCUUACCCUGCCAAAUUUCUAAAAUGGACUGGUCCAUCAUUCAAUUUGGGUAACACCAUUUAUUUUUGGAGGGGUGUUCACUGAAAAUUGAUUGACUGAAUAGCAUGGAUGUGCAGGCUGAUCUUGGUUUGCACUGGUCACAAAGGCAAAAUCACUUGCCACCAGCAGGCUAAGGGUUAAGACACUUUCUAAAAGUGGAUAAGACUAAACAGUUUACCAUUUAAAUGUCCAGAUAUCGAUGCCAAACUUAUUUUGGCCUGCGCGAAAAUUAUGUCUAUGGAAAUGUGUAUGACAGUCCAACAAUAUUAUAGUAAUUUGAAAAGACAUAUAAGAUCCUGUAUAAUUACAUUGUUUCAUAGUCAAGAAAAGUUUUCUACCUGUUUUAUAUUAUUGUUGCCAAAAAUUUUAUUACACCUAUUCUCCAAUUGUAUUCUUGGAUGGUUGUACAAUGAAUUUCACACAACAGAAAUAAAUUGGGUUUUUCUCAGAGAACAUUAACAGAUUUAAAUGUUCAGAAAGAUCUAUAAAAGAAGACAAAUUUCUAUAAUGUACAUUUCAGCUGUUUAUUCAAUCUUCAUGAGGUUAAUACUUUGUUAGAAGUGAAAUGCAUUGUUAACAAAAUACUUUAUUAGAAAAAAAUUCUUAGAAACAAAAUCAUUAGGUGAAUACUUCGUUAGGAACAAAAUUGUCAGGUGAAUACUUUGUUAGGAACAAAAUUUUCAGGUGAAUACUUUGUUAGGAACAACAUUGUCUGGUGAAUACUUGGUUAGGAACAAAAUUGUCAGGUGAAUACUUUGUUAGGAACAACAUUGUCAGGUGAAGACUUUGUUAGGAACAAAAUUGUCAGGUGAAUACUUUGUUAGGAACAACAUUGUCAGGUGAAUACUUGGUUAGUAACAAAAUUGUUGAAUACUUUGUUAGGAACAAAUGGCAAAAAUCUGAAUUUGUAAAUAUACAUUUGUUUGAAAAGUGAUCUGAAUAUAGUACAAAUUUGUUUUUGUUUUUAUUUACAGGGUUAGAAGUCUGUCAUGCAUUUUUCAUUCCGUUUUCUUUGAAGCUCACCUUAUUCUUAUGACAUUUUAAAAUAUGAUUGUAAACUUUACUAGACUAAGUAUCAUUUUUGUUUUCAGAGCAACCACUUCUAUUAUUACACAAUGUAGAUAUCCAUAAACUCUGGAGACUGUUACGCCUUAAUUUCACUUAUCAGCUGAACAUCCUGCAGUGUUUCUUUUUCAGAAAUACUUUGAUUCUUUAAAACAUAAUUUUACAAGUUAGAAUACACCAUUUUGUGACUUACAAUGACUGUAUUGGAAUCACUUGCAGUUCUUGUAUUUUUAAUUAUUCAGUACAAAUUUAAUGCUUAGAGUAAAACAUGAUCACAUAUGUAUUUCAACAUUUGACAUACUGAAAUCAGCAUCAGAAAAAUGAGAAGAUUUUCAGCAGAAAAAUGGAUAAUUUUGUGAAAGCAAAAUUAGGUACAGUUAAAACUCUGAAAACCAGAAUCCUCUGAAAAGUAGACGAUUUUCAAAGUCCCAAGUUUUUAUGUUAUACAUUCAGUAAAAAAAAUAUCUGAAUAUGGGAAACUUUGAAUUCUGAAGACUGGAUAUUUUUCAUGACCACAAAGGACUAUGACAAAUAUAUAACAAAUAUCCUCUGAAUACUAGACGCUUGAGUUUCAACUUUUGUGUUUUAAAAACAUUAUUUCAAACAGGUAACAUUUUUGUUUACCAAUUAACCAUCACAAAUGCUACCUAAGCAGGCAUGAAAGAUGUUUAAAUUUUGUUAGCUGACCUGAGCACAAAGUGCUCAAGGUGAGCUAUUGUGAUCACCUUGUGUCCAUCAUCAUGUGAAGGUGUGCGUCAUCAACAAUUGACUGAGUCACAAUUUUAGUCCAAUCUUAAGGAAACUUUGUCAGAUUGUUACCUUCAAAUAAGUCUUGGAAGAGUUCCUUGUUUGGUCAUAUAUGGUGAAAAACUAGGUCACUAGCUCAACUAAUAGGAAAACCUUGUUAACACUCUAGAGUUCCUUUUUAUGUUUGUCUCUGAGAAAUAUAGGACAAGUUCAAAACUGGGCUACCUAAGGUAAAAAACUAAGCCACCUGAAGCUAAAUCAUAAAAAAAAACUUGUUAACACUCUAGAUACCACAUUUUCUGUUUGGUCUUCCUCAAACUUUAUCAGAAAGUUUAUCUCUAUAAAGUCUAGGUCAAAUUCAGAACUUAUCUCAGGUAAAAAAGACUAGGUCACUAGGUCAAAUCAUAGAAAAACCUUGUUAACACUCUAGAGGUCAGAUUUUCUACUUUAUCAUCAUAAAUUUGUCAAAAUGUUUGUCUCUAUAAAUCUAGUUCAAAUCAUAGAAAGACAUUGUUCACAUAUUAGAAGCCGCAUUUAUUACUUCAUCUCUGUUUGUCUCUUUGAAAUUUAAAUCUGGUUCAAAACUGGGUUACCUGAGGUUUUAAACUAGUUCACUAGGUUGAAUCAAAGGAAAACCUUGGUAACAAUCGAGAGGCCACAUUUUCUACUCGAUCUUGAUAAAACUUUGACAGGAUGUUUGUCUGUGGGAAAUCUAGGUCAGUUUCAAAACUGGAUUAUCUAGGUCAAAAACUAGGUCAGUGGGUCAAACAUAGAAAGGCAUUGUUAACAGUCAAAAGGCCACAUUACCUGAUCUUUAUGAGACUUGGUUGGAAGGUUUGUAUGUUUAAAAUUUAGGAUAAAAUUGUAGCUGGGUCAGUUGAGAAAAAACUAGGUCAUAAGGUCUAAUCAUUUAAAAACUGUUAACACUUCAGAGGCCACUUUUUAACUUGUUCAUCAUAAAUCUUUGUCAGAAUGUUUGCUUGUUUGAAAUUUAGGUCAAGUAGCAAGGGUGGGGUACGUGAGGUCAAAAAAACAUGUCACUAGGUCAAUUCAUUAGAAACUUUGUGAAUGAUCUACCUGAUUUACAUAAAACAUAUUCAAAAUGUUUGUCUUUAAAAUGUAGGUCAAAUACUAGGUUAUCUUGGGUAAGAGCUAGAUCAGGUGAGCAAUACAGGGCCUUGAGGUCCCUUUUAUUAGCUAUUACAUAAAAAACUAAUCUAAGUGGUCAUGUUUGGAUCUGUUGAUGUACAGGUGCUUUUUCACAAAUAACAUAUUUUUCACAUAUGAAAGAGAUAAAUGUUCUUAAUUGUAAAUGAUGCUCAUAUCAUGAUUUAUAGGAGCUGGUCUAUUCGAUUUACAUUCUUUUCACCUUAAAGUCUCAUUUUAAGUGAUGUUUAAAGAGGAGGCUUUUUUUUGUGAUGAUUGAUUUGUUUGAUUUUUCAGUUUUAGUGUAUAACAGAGAGUUAUCGUGUAGAUUUUAAGAACAAGAACUAAAAACAUUGACCAAAAAUACCAGCAGAUGAAAUAAAUCAAAAUGGACAGACAUAAUACAAUGACUUUUGACUUUGUCCAGACAGAGUCCAAUUUUCAGAAUUUUUACUCUUUGUUAUUUGUGUAAUUAAUGACAUUUUAGUCAUGCAUGUACAUUUUUAGCUCACCUGAACUUUAUUAGGGGUGAGCAAUUAGUAUAGGUGGAUGGUCCGGUGUCCAUCAUCCUUUGUCAACAUUUAUACUUAAACAUCUACUACUGAUCAGACUUGCAUCAAAUUUGGUCAGUAGCAUCCUGGCAUGGACCUCAGUCAAAUUUGUUCAAAUAAUUUACCUUUGCCCCUUUUAAGGUUGCCAGAGCUAAAAAUAGAAAAGCACUUAAACAAAUUCAUUUCAUGAACCACUUAAUGGAUCUUCAUCAAACUUGGUCUGUAGCAUCUUUUAACAAAAUGUUUUCAAGUUGGGGCUAAAAUAACCCCUUUUAGGGGCUGCUAGAACUAAGAAUAGAAACACAGUUCAACAAUUUCUUUUUAUGAACCACAUGAUGAAUCUUCAUCAAACUUGGUCUGUAACAUUAUUAUUAGGUCCUGUCCCAAAUUUAUUCAAUUGGAGGUAGUCAGCCCUAGGGCCAAAAAUAAAAAAUACCUUUAAUCAACUUCUUUUUCAUGAACUGCUUGAUAGAUCUUCAUCAGAUGCUUUGUUAUAAGGUCCUCUCAUCAAUUUGCAAAAUGGGGGCAAUUGGCCCCUUUUAGAGGCUACAAGAACUAAAAAUAGAAAUACCUUUAAACAACUUAUUUUCCUGAACUGAUGGAUUGGUCUUCAAACUUUGUCUAUAAUUAUCAUUGUGAGGUCCUCUCCAAAAGUGGUUCAAAUGGAAACACUAGGCCUUGCUAAAAAUAGAAAUACCUUUAAAUGACUUCUUUUAACGAACAACUAGAUAGAUCUUCAUCAAGCUUAAUUUGUAACAUUAUUAUAAUGUCUUCAACCAACUUUGUUCAUUUGGGGGCACUUAGCCCCUUUUAGGGACUGUUAGGGCUAAAAAUAGAAAAAACCUUUAAACAACUUUUUUACAUGAACUGCUUGAUGGAUCUUCAUCAAACUUGGUCAUCAUUGUAAGGUCCUCCAGUUUAGUUCAAAGGGAGGUGCUUGGCCCCUUUUAGGGUCCGUUAGAACUUAAAACAGAAAUGCCCUUAAAUGACUUUAUCUCAUGAACUGCUUGAUGGAUCUUCAUCAAACUUGGUCUAGAGCAGCAUUAUAUGGUCCUCUACCAAAUUUGUUCAAUGAGGCACUUGGCCCCUUUCCGGAACCGCUAAAAAUAGAAAUACCUUUAAAUUACUUCCUCAUGUGAACCACUUGAUGGCUCUUCAUCAAAUUUGGUUGUAGCAUCACUGUAAGGUCCUCUCCGAAAUUUUAUUCCAUUUGGUACAUUUAGGGGCUGCUAGAGUUAAAAAUCGAAAAAAACUUUUACAUGACAGCUCAUGAAACAUAUGCUGGAUCUUCAUCAAACUUAGUCUAUAUGGUCAUUGUAACAUCCUCUUUAGACUUGUUCAGAUGGUUAUACUUAGUUCCAUUUAGGGAACAAAACAGCUAAAAAUAGAGAGAAAAAAUAGGUUCUUUUUUUGAAGUUUGUUCUAAUGAUGACAUUUUUUUUGGGCUAGCUGUCACAGCAAAAUCUAUAAAAAAAUACUUUUAUUUUAAUGAACUUCUUAAAGGAUUUUCACUAAGCUUGGUCAGAGGCAAGUUUAGGUGGUCAAGGUCCCCUUCAAUUGAGCAACUUCGGCCCAUUUGGACCUAUUUUUAGCUCACCUGUCACAAAGUGACAAGGUGAGCUUUUGUGAUCGUGCGGUGUCCGUCGUCCGUCCGUCCGUGCGUCCGUCCGUCCGUAAACUUUUGCUUGUGACCACUCUAGAGGUCACAUUUUUCAUGGGAUCUUUAUGAAAGUUGGUCAGAAUGUUCAUCUUGAUGAUAUCUAGGUCAAGUUCGAAACUGGGUCACGUGCCGUCAAAAACUAGGUCAGUAGGUCUAAAAAUAGAAAAACCUUGUGACCUCUCUAGAGGCCACAUAUUUCACAAGAUCUUCAUGAAAAUUGGUCAGAAUGUUCACCUUGAUGAUAUCUAGGUCAGGUUCGAAACUGGGUCACGUGCCAUCAAAAACUAGGUCAGUAGGUCUAAAAAUAGAAAAACCUUGUGACCUCUCUAGAGGCCAUAUAUUUCACAAGAUCUUCAUGGAAAUUAAUCAGAAUGUUCACCUUGAUGAUAUCUAGGUCAAGUUUGAAAGUGGGUCACGUGCCUUCAAAAACUAGGUCAGUAGGUCUAAAAAUAGAAAAACCUUGUGACCUCUCUAGAGGCCAUAUAUUUCACAAGAUCUUCAUGAAAAUUGGUCAGAACGUUCACCUUGAUGAUAUCUAGGUCAAGUUCGAAACUGGGUCACGUGCCAUCAAAAACUAGGUCAGUAGGUCAAAUAAUAGAAAAACCUUGUGACCUCUCUAAAGGCCAUAUUUUUCAUGGGAUCUGUAUGAAAGUUGGUCUGAAUGUUCAUCUUGAUGAUAUCUAGGUUAGGUUCGAAACUGGGUCACGUGCGGUCAAAAACUAGGUCAGUAGGUCUAAAAAUAGAAAAAAAUUGUGACCUCUCUAGAGGCCAUAUAUUUCAUGAGAUCUUCAUGAAAAUUGGUCAAAAUGUUCACCUUGAUGAUAUCUAGGUCAAGUUCGAAAGUGGGUCACGUGCCAUCAAAAACUAGGUCAGUAGGUCAAAUAAUAGAAAAACCUUGUGACCUUUCUAGAGGCCAUAUUUUUCAUGGGAUCUGUAUGAAAGUUGGUCUGAAUGUUCAUCUUGAUGAUAUCUAGGUGAAGUUCGAAACUGGGUCAUGUGCCAUAAAAAAACUAGGUCAGUAGGUCAAAUAAUAGAAAAACAUUGUGACCUCUCUAAAGGCCAUAUUUUUCAUGGAUCUGUAUGAAAAUUGGUCUGAAUGUUCAUCUUGAUGAUAUCUAGGUCAAGUUUGAAACAGGGUCAUGUGCGGUCAAAAACUAGGUCAGUAGGUCUAAAAAUAGAAAAACCUUGUGACCUCUCUAGAGGCCAUACUUGUGAAUGGAUCUCCAUAAAAAUUGGUCAGAAUGUUCACCUUGAGAUAUCUAGAUCAAGUUUGAAACUGGGUCACGUGCCUUAAAAAACUAGGUCAGUAGGUCAAAUAAUAAAAAAUACCUUGUGACCUUUCUAGAGGCCAUACUUUUCAUGGGAUCUGUAUGAAAGUUGGUCUGAAUGUUCAUCAUGAUGAUAUCUAGUUCAAGUUUGAAACUGGGUCAACUGCGGUCAAAAACUAGGUCAGUAGGUCUAAAAUUAUUAAAAUCUUUGACCUUUCUAGAGGCCAUAUUUUUCCAUGGAUCUUCAUGAAAAUUGAUCUGAAUAUUCACCUCGAUGAUAUCUAGGUCAUUUUCGAAACUGGGUUACAUGCAAUAAAAAACUAGGCCAGUAGGUAUAAAAAUAGAAAAACCUUGUGACCUCUCUAGAGGCCAUAUUUUUCAUGAGAUCUUCAUGAAAAUUAGUGAGAAUGUUCACCUUGAUGAUAUCUAGGCAAAGUUCAAAACAGGGUCACGUACCUUCGAAAACUAGGUCAAUAGGUCAAAUAAUAGAAAACCUUGUGACCUCUCUAGAGACCAUAUUUUUCAAUGGAUCUUCAUGAAAAUUGGUCAGAAUUUUUAUUUUGAUAAUAUUUAGGUCAAGUUCAAAACUGGGUCACAUGAGCUCAAAAACUAGGUCACUAUGUCAAAUAAUAGAAAAAACGAUGUCAUACUCAAAACUGGGUCAUGUGGGAAGAGGUGAGCGAUUCAGGACCAUCAUGGUCCUCUUGUUUCUCUUAUAAUUUUGCAUUUUAGAUAUUUGAGAUUGUUCAUUGUUGAGUUUUAAAUGAGAUUUUGUUACUAAUAUUUUCUUUAGGCAGAGGUGAAUUUUUAUGUCAUUGUUUUAGUUUUGAUAGUGUUAUACUUUUACCUUAAAAACCAUGAUUUUCAUUCUGAAGGGAGUAAUACUGAGUUAUCAGCAUGCAAGUGAAUAAAAGAUUUACUUGUUGAAAGUAGGAUUUAAUCCUUUUGACAUGUUUAAGGAGAAAUGAUCAUCCACUAAAUGGAUAUUGGAGAAGUUUUUUAUAUCUAAAUAACUAGAUUUUGUAAAAACAAAUACAUUAUAACACAGAAAACCAAAGCAUUUGACCUGCAUCCUAUUAAGCAGUCCAGUAUAUAUACUAGUAGAUGCAUAACUACUUAAACCCGUAUUUAUUCCAUGUUUUCUUCCAACAUACUGUAUAUUGUAAUUGUAAUUAUUUUUACAUAGUUGUGACUUUUCUUGUUUAUUAUAUUUUGACAUUGUGUACAAUUACUUUGUAUGAACCACCUUACUAUAAACCCACCCAUUUAGCUGCCUUCAUUUAUUAAAGAAAUAAAAUAUA
Mercenaria mercenaria is the source of this 11758-nucleotide messenger RNA. RefSeq lists its product as uncharacterized. Gene Ontology annotation, biological process: regulation of endocytic recycling; phosphatidylinositol dephosphorylation. The transcript has 12 exons. The record is from RefSeq and is a predicted model, not a curated record. Gene Ontology annotation, molecular function: phosphatidylinositol-4-phosphate phosphatase activity. The coding region runs from base 414 to 2810 and encodes 798 amino acids. NCBI's taxonomy places the organism in Eukaryota, Metazoa, Mollusca, Bivalvia, Venerida, Veneridae. Gene Ontology annotation, cellular component: early endosome; clathrin-coated endocytic vesicle.